Molecule: messenger RNA, 2876 nt
Organism: Sarcophilus harrisii (Tasmanian devil)
Lineage: Eukaryota; Metazoa; Chordata; Mammalia; Dasyuromorphia; Dasyuridae
Gene: RNF103
Product: ring finger protein 103
Exons: 4
Coding region: 466-2442 (658 amino acids)
Biological process (GO): protein ubiquitination
Cellular component (GO): endoplasmic reticulum
Molecular function (GO): ubiquitin-protein transferase activity
Source: RefSeq, a predicted model, not a curated record
CGGCCGCGGCGGGGUCCGCCCUCGCCUCCCUCGGCCGCGCGGCCCGCGCCUCCUCGGAACCUUUGGCGGCCGGCCCCGGAGGCCUCUGGCAGUGACCGAGCCCGGAACCCCCAGCCGCGCCCGGCGCUGCCCGCUGCCCCCCUCCGUUGGUGCUCCCCACGCCCCCCCUGCGGGGACUCCCCGCUCCUCCCCUGCAGCCCCUCCAGUCCCCCCUCGCACCCGAGCGCGGGUCUCGUCCCCCUGCUGCAGGCGCCUCCCAUUAGCUUUCGGGGAGGCCCCCCCUUGAUGGGGGCCCCCUGACCUCGGCUUCCGCCCCGGGUGGGCCCCUGGUGAGCGCCCCCAUGGCCGCCCCGGAAUGACCGGGGGCCGCGGGCCGCGUCCUUGGGCUCCCGCAGCGCGCUCCGCCUCGGCCGCCCCCUCCCCCGCUGAGCCGGACUCGGGGCGCCCUGAGGCGGCGCCGCCAAGAUGUGGCUCAAGCUCUUCUUCUUGCUGCUCUACUUCCUGGUCCUGUUCGUGCUGGCCAGGUUCUUCGAGGCCAUUGUGUGGUACGAGACGGGCAUCCUGGCCACCCAGCUGGUGGAUCCGGUGGCGCUGAGUUUUAAAAAGCUGAAGACCAUCCUGGAGUGCCGGGGCUUGGGCUACUCGGGGCUGCCCGAGAAGAAGGAUGUCCGAGAGUUGGUGGAGAAGUCCGGAGACCUGAUGGAAGGUGAGCUUUAUUCUGCACUCAAGGAAGAAGAAGCGUCGGAGUCUGCUUCGAGCACCAACUUUAGUGGUGAAAUGCACUUUUAUGAGCUCGUGGAAGACACCAAAGAUGGCAUUUGGCUGGUUCAGGUCAUAGCAAGUGACAGAAGUCCUCUGGUGGGGAAGGUCCACUGGGAGAAAAUGGUGAAAAAGGUGUCCAGAUUUGGAAUCCGCACGGGAACUUUUAACUGCUCAAGCGAUCCCAGGUAUUGCCGUAGGCGAGGCUGGAUCCGCUCAACCCUCAUCAUGUCCGUGCCCCAGACCAGCACGUCCAAAGGGAAGGUGAUGCUCAAGGAGUACAGCGGGCGCAAGAUGGAGACGGAGCACAUCUUCAAGUGGAUCACCGCACAUGCAGCUUCUCGCAUCAAAACCAUUUAUAACGCGGAGCACCUGCGGGAGGAGUGGAACCGCAGCGACCAGUACUGGGUGAAGAUCUACCUGUUUGCCAGCCUAGACCAGCCGCCAGCCUUCUUCUCCGCCCUCAGCAUCAAGUUCACGGGGAGGGUCGAGUUCAUCUUCGUCAAUGUGGAGAGCUGGCCCAACCGCAGCUCGAUGACGGAGCUGGGCAUCCACAGCAUGCCCUCCUACAUCCUGCGGACGCCCGAGGGCAUCUACAGGUACGGGAACAACACGGGUGAGUUCCUGUCCCUGCGCGCCAUGGACUCCUUCCUGCGCUCGCUGCAGCCCGAAGUCAACGACCUGUUUGUGCUGAGCCUGGUGCUGGUGAACCUGAUGGCCUGGAUGGACCUGUUCAUCACGCAGGGUGCCACCAUCAAGCGCUUCGUGGUGCUCAUCAGCACGCUGGGCACCUACAACUCGCUGCUGAUCAUCUCCUGGCUGCCGGUGCUGGGCUUCCUGCAGCUGCCCUACCUGGACAGCUUCUAUGAGUACAGCCUGAAGCUGCUGCGCUACUCCAACACCACCACGCUGGCCUCCUGGGUGCGCGCCGACUGGGUCUUCUACUCCUCGCACCCCGCGCUCUUCCUGGGCACCUACCUGGGCCACGGGCUGCUCAUCGACUACUUCGAGAAGAAGCGGCGCCGGCAGCACCAUGCCGAGGAGCCCAACAACCUCGAGUGGCUCUCCAGCCUGUGGGACUGGUACACCAGCUACCUCUUCCACCCUAUCGCCUCCUUCCAGAACUUCCCCGUGGACUCGGACUGGGACGAAGACCCCGACCUCUUCCUUGAGCGCCUGGCCUUCCCGGACCUGUGGCUGCACCCGCUGAUCCCCACCGACUACAUCAAGCACCUGCCCACCUGGCGCUUCCGGGGUCCGGAUGUGCCGUCCGAGGAGGACGCGUCGGAGGCCCCCCGGGAGCCCGACGAUGACUCGGAUGGCGAGGGCGGGGAGACGGAAGCGGCUGGCCCCGCCAUGGAAGGAGGCCGCCUCCAGGAUGGGCCCCGCUCGUGUGCCGACCGGUGCCGCCGGGCCGGCCCCCCCGAGGGGGCGGCGGAAGACGGGGAGCCCGCCUGGCCUGCCGACAUGCUGCGCUGCACCGAGUGCGUGGUCUGCCUCGAGAACUUUGACCGCGGCUGCUUGUUGACGGGCCUGCCCUGCGGCCACGUCUUCCACCAGAAUUGUAUCGUCAUGUGGCUGGCCGGGGGCCGGCACUGCUGCCCCGUCUGCCGGUGGCCCUCGUACAAGAAGCAGCCUCCACGCGGCCGCCGGCCGCCCCCCUCGAGUGACGCCGCGUCCUGAUGGGCAGCGCUGUCCUGUGGAGCCCGGGCUCGCUGAGGGUGCGCCCCGUCAGUGUUAGUCACAGCGUUUUUGUGGUUUGAAGUUUAGUUUAAUGUUAGUGCAGUGACCAGAAAUAUACAUUAUGCUAACGUUAAUGGCAGAAUUAUUUGGUUGCCUUGUGUGUCAAAUGGAAUGCAUACUUAAUUGUACAAACUUUUCUUUACUCCGUUGGAGAUUCAGCAGUUGAUGUUUUUGGUAAGCACAAAAAGGCGAGACAGAAGUCUAUCCUAGCAAGAGAUGACAAGUUGGGGUUCAGAGUCCAAUGAGAUUGACGGUUGCUUCUCUUAAAUGUUUCCUCCCUUUUUACAGUCUCUCUGUUCAGCACCUUUGGUUGAAUAAUGUAUCUCUGAGACAUGAAAUUUAAGAAACCUAUGAAAUAAAUUAUUUUAAACCCA